Messenger RNA from Aspergillus steynii IBT 23096, 768 nucleotides. It is a transcript of the gene med7, whose product is annotated as mediator complex subunit MED7. NCBI's taxonomy places the organism in Eukaryota, Fungi, Ascomycota, Eurotiomycetes, Eurotiales, Aspergillaceae. Gene Ontology annotation, molecular function: transcription coregulator activity. The coding region runs from base 1 to 768 and encodes 255 amino acids. The record is from RefSeq and is a predicted model, not a curated record. Gene Ontology annotation, cellular component: core mediator complex; mediator complex. Gene Ontology annotation, biological process: regulation of transcription by RNA polymerase II. The transcript has 2 exons.
AUGGCUGAGGCUGGGCAACAACGCGCUCUCACCACGGCUUUUGCCCCGCCGCCUCCUUUGUGGAAACAUUUCACGCCUGACAACGUCAAGAAAUUCGAGGAGAUCAAGAAGGAAGCCUCGAAAGACGUUGAUGGAAAGCCGAAAAAGAAGAAAUGGUCGCCUACCGAAUUGCGAUCUCUCGAUCUACCGGGAGAGCUCCAUUUCCUCGCACCCCCGGAGAUACCCACCACCGGUCAAUACAGUGUUUUUGGAGAACUACAGAACCUCUCUACAACGCUCCCUCCUCUGAAAGACCAAGGCAUUGAGCAACUCUACCCCGAACCCUCAUCCGCCGACGAUCGCCAGGGAUCACAGCCUCGGCCGUUGAAUCACGCCCACUACCUCCUCAGAAUCAGCAAGUCUCUCCUCUUGAACUUCCUCGAAUUUGUCGGUAUCCUGUCGGUCGACCCGGAACAAUUCCAGCCCAAGGUGGAAGAUUUGCGCAACCUGUUCAUCAAUGCGCAUCAUCUUCUGAACUUAUACCGCCCACAUCAAGCCCGGGAGUCUCUGAUUCUGAUGAUGGAGGAACAACUGAGUCGCUCAAGAGAGGAGAUCCAGCAAAUGGACAAGCUGAAGGCUGAGAUUACGGAUGCCUUGGACCAGCUGGAGAAAGAGGGUGCCAAUGUUGGCGCGACCGAGGCCGCCAAGAAUGAUGAGAAACCCGAGCCAACCAAACAAAGCCCGGACGAUUCAGCCUUGGUUUGGAAGCUUCUGGACGAACAAAAUUGA